GGGGGCUUUCACUGGCCUCCGUACUUAAAGAAGAAUCAAUAAUGUCAGCACUAAACUGGAAGCCCUUUAUCUAUGGAGGUUUAGCAUCAAUCACUGCAGAAUGUGGUACUUUCCCCAUUGAUCUAACCAAAACACGUCUGCAGGUUCAAGGUCAAGUUAAUGAUGCCAAGUAUAAAGAGAUCCGCUACCGUGGAAUGGUGCAUGCACUAGUCAGAAUAUGCAGAGAAGAAGGAUUGAAAGCCUUAUACUCUGGGAUUGCACCUGCAAUGCUGCGCCAAGCUUCAUAUGGAACUAUAAAAAUAGGCACUUACCAGAGCUUAAAAAGAAUGUUUGUUGAGCAUCCAGAAGAUGAAACCCUGAUGAUAAAUGUUCUUUGUGGCAUUCUUUCGGGAGUAAUUUCAUCAUCUAUCGCCAACCCUACAGAUGUCUUAAAGAUCAGAAUGCAAGCCCAAGGUAGUGUGAUUCAAGGAGGAAUGAUGGGCAACUUCAUACAGAUCUACCAAAAGGAAGGCACUAGAGGAUUAUGGAAGGGAGUAUCAUUGACAGCACAAAGAGCUGCUAUUGUUGUUGGAGUGGAACUGCCAGUGUAUGACCUUACCAAGAAGCACAUAAUUAUGUCUGGAUUUAUGGGAGAUACAGUAUAUACUCACUUCCUCUCAAGUUUUACUUGUGGGUUAGCUGGUGCCCUUGCAUCCAACCCAAUUGAUGUUGUGAGAACACGCAUGAUGAAUCAGAGAAGCCAACAACAUGGGGGACACUCAAACUACAAGGGUACUUUGGAUUGCUUGUUACAAACAUGGAAGAAUGAAGGCUUUUUUGCUCUGUAUAAAGGGUUUUGGCCAAACUGGUUAAGACUUGGUCCUUGGAAUAUCAUUUUCUUCCUGACAUAUGAACAGCUGAAGAAAUUAGACUUCUGACAUGCUGAACUGUAUGCUGAAUUCUGUUUAUGUACUGUUUGAGUUUAGAGCAACUUGUAAGUUGUCUUGAGUAUUUGCUCUUUAUUGUCUGAGAUGCUGGCCAAAGGAAGAGGUCACAACAAGACUGUUGUGAAUGAGAACAACCUGCAAGUGAUUUCAAGGCAAACUGGCUGCUGUAACAACGGCUUGCUCACGUGAUUCAGUGGACAGUCUGCAUUAUUUUCUAGACUGAACAAAACAUGGUGGAAUACCUUCUGUCAACUGUUUAAGCGUUCUUGAACGUGAAGAUCUGUAAUGCAGCUUCAUGCUGUUGUCUCAGAUGCGCAGUUUUUUGUAAGAGGCAAAGAGCAAUCUUUCUGUAAAGGAAGACAGGUAGUACCAAGGAGCUGGGCUUUUCCUGUUUUCAGAAGUGUAUACAAUUUGACUGUAAUAGUUUAUAGUUUCUAAUUAACUGGAAGUGUCACAAGACAUCUUUGCAGGCUUCAGUUCAGCAAAAUACCUGCUGCAAUACGAAAUCUGCUUCUGGUUUUAGAGAUUUCCUGUGUUAUUAGUCCUGAAAUGUCUGCAUAAUUUGCUGGGAAUAAUCCAACUUCACUUGAAAGUGUGGUUGCUGCAGUUGUCAGUUUUGCAUAGCUUGAGGGAAGUUUUUUCCCCCAGUGUAUCAUUCCUGGGUUUUGGCAUAAGUGAUCUUCAACAUAUUCAUAUGUAAAUUGCAAUUAGGAAUAAAGUUCAAAUGAGUCCAUGCUCAUCUGCCUAUCUCGCAGAGAAACUUUCCACACUUGUUCCAUUGUUGGCAAGAACUACUUGUAGUGGUUACUGGCUGUUACGUAUCAUCUGAAAGGUACAAGUUUUAGGCUGAGCAGUUCAGGCUGUGUCAUGUAAGUGUCUAUGUGAAAAGAACCAAACACCUCCAAAGGUAAGUCUACUAAAAAGACUGCUUGCCUUCUUUAAAAAGAUGCUCAAACCUGGAAAUACUGAGCACUUUCAUAUAGCAAACAGGCCCAAGUGCUGUUACAUGCAAGUAAACACUUCAUGUAGACAUCAACCACAGCUUCCUUAAAGCAUUACCUUUUGGCUUAAAUGUAUAUCAAAACUUCAGGGCUGUUAACAAAAGUUACAUCAAGGUUCUUUUAGAUGUUGCAGUUGAAUUCCAAGAAAAGAAAUGUGAUGUGCAAGUCAUAGGGUGGUCCUUCUGCGUUCACGGAGGGUGGCAAAGCAGGGUGCAUAGCUUUGUAUUUUUGUGGUGUUGUGUUAAUCUCUUAAAUGUUUUUGCAUACAUUCCACUUAAAGAAAUUUCAUUGCUAUUUCAAAAUUACUAUAAUCACUUGAAAUUACUAAUUUUGAAUUCACAAAUGGGUUUUUAAAUGCACAAGGCACUUUCUUUCCUAAAGUACAAUGUUUUUCUAUGUAUAUGGGUAUGCUUAUGUGCAGUGUUUUUCCUGACAGUCAUUUCUAUGCUUAAAUAGAAAUAUUUGUAAAUAGUUUUGUACACUAUGUAAACUAAGCAUAUGUUUUACAUUUUAAAGCGUAUUAAAAGUGUUUAAAUCAUUA
Gavia stellata (red-throated loon) is the source of this 2468-nucleotide messenger RNA. It is a transcript of the gene SLC25A30, whose product is annotated as solute carrier family 25 member 30. Gene Ontology annotation, biological process: mitochondrial transport. NCBI's taxonomy places the organism in Eukaryota, Metazoa, Chordata, Aves, Gaviiformes, Gaviidae. The record is from RefSeq and is a predicted model, not a curated record. The transcript is spliced from 10 exons. Bases 42 to 917 code for a protein of 291 amino acids. Gene Ontology annotation, cellular component: mitochondrial membrane.